AUGGCGACGUCACGCGAGGCAGUAUGCGAUACGACAAUUCAGGGUCAGGUGGUGCCCAAAGGCACGUACAUCGUCAUAUCACCUUGGGGCACCAACGUGGACCGCUCGCUAUGGGGACAUGAUGCGGGCGAAUUCAGCCCAGAGCGGUGGCUUUCACCCACGACCGCAGCCGGGAGCUCCGACACGGCCACGGCCACGACGGGGAGCGGCGGCGCGAAGAGCAACUACGCUUUUCUGACCUUCUUGCAUGGGCCGCGGAGCUGCAUCGGCGCCGACUUUGCGCGUGCUGAGCUGGCGUGUCUGCUGGCGGCGUGA
Purpureocillium takamizusanense is the source of this 315-nucleotide messenger RNA. RefSeq lists its product as uncharacterized. The record is from RefSeq and is a predicted model, not a curated record. The coding region runs from base 1 to 315 and encodes 104 amino acids. The transcript has a single exon. NCBI's taxonomy places the organism in Eukaryota, Fungi, Ascomycota, Sordariomycetes, Hypocreales, Ophiocordycipitaceae. Gene Ontology annotation, molecular function: monooxygenase activity; oxidoreductase activity, acting on paired donors, with incorporation or reduction of molecular oxygen; heme binding.